CCUCUUUCACCUCGUUCCACCACCCACCCCCUUUUCCUCCGUGUCUGCGAUGGCCUCUUUGGACAAGCACGAUGCUGCCGCGGCCAUAGACGAGGACGCCCCGGGCCAGCCGAUAUCGGUGCCCGAUGCCAGCGACACCGGCGAGAGUGGCAAGCUCAAGAUGAUCGUUCAGCUCGUCAAGAAGUGCCUCGGUGUCAAGGAUAUCGCUGCGAUGCGCCUCUCUCUCCCUGCGUCAUUACUAGAGCCUAUCCCCAACCUCGAGUACUGGCAGUACCUGGAUAGGCCCGACCUGUUCGCUGCCAUCAAUGAUUCUGACGAUCCCUUCGAGCGUAUGCUGGCCGUACUCCGAUUCACCUUCUCGAAGGACCUUAAGUUUAUCAGGGGAAAGGUCUGCAAACCGUACAACUCGGUGCUGGGUGAACACUUCCGCUCGCACUGGGACGUCAUCCCCGUCUCCUACCCCUCGGACCCGAGCGAGCCCCCCAUUCACCAUCUCUAUGUGUCGCCUCCCGGCGCGGAGGUCGCGACUUCAUCAUGGUUCAAUACCCCUGCGACCCACUCAAUGCCCGACGUCGCCCACCCUUCGUUGUCCGAGACUGCAAGUGUCAAGAGCGGCAAGAGCAACAAGAGUGCGUUCAGCCGGUUCAGCUUCAUGUCCACCGCCGCGACAGCGAAGACCACGCCAGCGACCUCCCCCGAGCCCGUCGAGGGAAACAUCGAGGCUGGCCUGUCUAGCCUCAGCCUCGCGAACGACCGCGCCUCGGGCGCAGCGGACCUCCUGGAGACGGACGAGACGGCUGCGGACAAACCGCGCAUCCGCAUUGCCUUCCUCACGGAGCAGGUCUCGCACCACCCCCCUAUAUCGGCGUUCCACGCGUCAUGCCCCAGUCGUCAUCUAGAGCUCGCGGGUGUGGACCAGAUCUCUGCCAAGGUCUCUGGGACGACGUUGCGCGUCAUGCCGGGUACCUUCAACAAGGGUAUUUACGUCCGCAUUACGGGCGAGCCCGGGGAGGGCGAGAUAUACCACAUCACGCACCCCGUCGCCUCGGUGAACGGAUUGCUCCGUGGUAGCUUUUACGUGACCGUUGGGGAGACGACGAUCAUCACCUGCUCCGGGGGCAAGGACGGGCUGAAACUUCGCGCGAUCAUCGAGUACAAGGAGGAGUCGUGGCUCGGGCGCGCGCAGUUCUUGUGCGAGGGCAUCAUCCACACCUACGACCCCAAGGAGACGGUACACGAGGAGUGGACGCGCAUCAAGCACGUUCCGCGCGAGCGUGUGCUCGCGGUCUUUGACGGUUCCUGGCGGGAUCGCGUCCGCUGGAAACGUGUCGACGCGCCGGAUACCGAGUACGCGACGCUGCUGGACCUGUCGACGCUGCACGUGAUCCCGAAGACGGUGCGGCCGCUGGAGAAGCAGCUGCCGACGGAGAGCAGGAAGCUGUGGGAGAAUGUGACGACGAAGCUUAUAUCGAAGGAGUACAGUGAGGCGACGAAGCACAAGCUCGUUAUUGAGCAGAAGCAAAGAGACGAGGCGGCGGAGCGCAAGCGCAAAGGAGUCACUUUUGUUCCCCGGUACUUCGACCCCGACCUUUCGUCGGGUCUGCCGGAGCUCACGGAGGAAGGCCGAAAGGCGAUCGAGGAGGAGCUUAAGGAGCCUGCUGAGCACAAGCUAGAGGAUGAGAGCGGGUCGACGUCCACCCCAAGCUCGAGCUCCACCGCAUGAACAUCACGAUCUACUUACACGUCUCGUCUGUACAAUACAUAUACCACUGACCGCCUCCAUCUCGCCGCAUCUCGCACGGACGUGUCUGCAACCGUUGUACGAAUCGGAACGGAGGUAGCUAAUGAUUUUGAAUCAUCACAUAUAUAGGUAGCAGCAUGUCCACGUCUGUAUAUACACCGCAAUGUGCUUUCUUGAGUCGCGAAUGCGGCCUCUCCGUAAUAGAUGCGAUAUGUGUUCUC
Messenger RNA from Trametes versicolor FP-101664 SS1, 1962 nucleotides. RefSeq lists its product as uncharacterized. The transcript has 5 exons. Gene Ontology annotation, molecular function: sterol binding. Lineage: Eukaryota; Fungi; Basidiomycota; Agaricomycetes; Polyporales; Polyporaceae. Bases 50 to 1723 code for a protein of 557 amino acids. The record is from RefSeq and is a predicted model, not a curated record. Gene Ontology annotation, biological process: endocytosis; piecemeal microautophagy of the nucleus; maintenance of cell polarity. Gene Ontology annotation, cellular component: cytosol; intracellular membrane-bounded organelle; membrane.